This is a messenger RNA of Dracunculus medinensis (Guinea worm), 948 nucleotides long. The record is from the annotation of a GenBank genome assembly. Lineage: Eukaryota; Metazoa; Nematoda; Chromadorea; Rhabditida; Dracunculidae.
AUGAAUAACCGAGAUGAUUCGAUGAUUAAACGACAACGAAAGAAGAAACUUCAGUCGAUCAUUGUCGAUAAGCCGAACUACGCAACGUUUGAAGUUCGCUUUUUUGUUCUUUUAUUGCUUGAUCGGUUCUUCCUGGCGCUGCGUGAGGGAGCCGGUGCAUCGCCCGACUCCGAAACUCUGGCGAGGAGGGCUCGCUGGAGAGCAGCGCAGCCAGAAAGAUUCGUUCCGCCGUGCGAUCCGCACACUUUAGAUAUACGUAAUUUUCAGUUGUUUGGAAAUGGUUACGAUUCACCAUUAAAUUCGCCGCUUUACUUAUCAUCGCCUCCACGUUUUGAAGCAGUUGAUUUUUUUCCCGAAACAUUUCGAAUUAAUUUGGUCAGAGAACGAAAUGAAAUAUUUAUGAAAAGCUCUGUUCACAUCAGUUAUAAGGAAUACUUAUCACUUAUCCAAGAUAUUGGGCGACUGAUCAACUGUCGCCUUCGACUGGUUAACACCAUAUUUAAAGGAUCUAGUCUUGCCCCUGACAAAAAUGAUUUGGAAACAUUUGCUAAAGUCAUUCGUGGCCUUUCGGAUGUAUGGUACAUGUUUACGACUCUAUUCCAGAUGAGUUAUUUAUCCACAGUAAUAUGCAUCCCCGAUGAUGUCUUUCAUGAAAUGAUUCGUGCGGCAAAACCUUUACAAGCUGCCGUACAAGAUACACCAAUUGAUUAUCACUGUAUUCCUAACUGGAAUUAUGCUAUAGGUUCUAGUUCCGGAAUGAAUCUUUAUUCACCUCAGUUUUCCAUCUGUCACAUACCAAUGAUAAAGAUAUGCAGUUAUUGUUUGGCAAUCGAAAAGUAUCCCUUUGACCAUACAAACAAGGAAUGUGUUGAAUUAGCCAGACUUAGACCGUGCAGGCUUUGUGGUGCUAGUGGUAUUGAUAAUCAUACUAUUUCGUUAGUUCAUUAA